Molecule: messenger RNA, 4548 nt
Organism: Balaenoptera ricei (Rice's whale)
Lineage: Eukaryota; Metazoa; Chordata; Mammalia; Artiodactyla; Balaenopteridae
Gene: NEXMIF
Product: neurite extension and migration factor
Exons: 3
Coding region: 1-4548 (1515 amino acids)
Biological process (GO): negative regulation of cell adhesion mediated by integrin; negative regulation of neuron migration; negative regulation of cell-matrix adhesion
Cellular component (GO): nucleus
Source: RefSeq, a predicted model, not a curated record
AUGGAUAACCAACAAGAUAAGGCUGUUGUUGCCUCAGCCAACGGAGAAAACACUAUGAUUAAUGGGGUCAAGGAAAAUGAUUCAGAGGACCAGGAUGUGGCAAUGAAGUCAUUUGCAGCUCUAGAAGCUGCUACACCAAUCCAGCCUAUACUGGUGGCUCAAAAAGAGAACCUGAUGUAUCCCAGAGGUCUCCUGCCUCUGCCCUCUAAGAAGCCCUGUAUGCAGAGCCCUCCCUCUCCUUUGGGCCUGAUUGAAGCACCUGAGCAUGCUGCUAAUAGUGCUUCUGUGAAUGCCAUCUCUCUUACAUCUGGUGUUGCAAAAGGCCUGAACACAUGGUCACUGCCCAAUGAGUGUGAGAAAGCUCCAUUUGCCAUAAUGGAGCCUGCAGGCAUGUCAGCUCUGAAUGGGGAGUGCCUCAUGCAGCCAAGCCGGACUUGCUUGGGCUGCUUCAUGGAAUCCAAGGAUGCAGUAGAUCCUGAGCCAGGGAUCAGUCUAAAAGUCAGUGAUCUAAAUAGGGAUUAUGAAACUUGUGCAGUCUCUGAUAUAGGGAUUCAGUGUAUCAAUGCUGGAGAAAACAUGAAAUACGGAGAGCAGCUGCUCUCAGACCAGCUCCUAGGCUUCCCACUGCACAAAUCAAGGGCAGGAGAUAGACGAGAAGCCGAGAAACCUGACAUUGACUUGGAGGACCCAGCUCAGAAAAGUUAUUAUGAGGCAUUACUAUUAGAUAAGUGCAAUACGGAAGAGGCUUUGCUGGCAAAUUCCAAUCAGGAUUGGGGUUACUUUGAGACUUUUAUUAGUGAGAGUAAGAUUGAACUGCUUGACCUCUGUUCCAAGAAUGAGCUGUCUGUCAACCUGUUCUCUGAAGAAGAUGUGGAUAACUACAUGUUCGAUGAUGAUGAGUCAACACUGGGCAGUGAUGUCUGCUCCCUGAAAAUUCGAUAUGAAUCCUUCCAGGACAACGUUCGAGACAAAACCACCCUUUUGAUGCAGGAGGAUGCCCAAUUCAACUUUUUUCCCAGUGUCUUCACUACCUGCCCCAAGCGGGAGUCUAAGAGUGGGGCCCUGAAGCAGAGCAGUGAUCUUUCCCAAUUCAAGGUCCCUGAUGUGAGCAUUAUCUGGGGGGAGGAAGAUAAAACCUUGGACAAGAAGAAAGGCAAAGAAGAAGGCCAGGAAGACAAAGGUGUAGAGAAAAAAGAUGCAAAGGAUAAUGGAGAAAAAUCUGCCUUAAAUAAACCAUGCAGUGGACCUGAAGUAGGGCAAUUUAAGAAUCCAAAGCAAGGCCAUCUUGCCAAUUCCUUGGAGGCAUCAGGGAAUUUUAGUGAUGACAGUUCCUUCAUUGAGGUCUCUUAUGAUGCCAUGGGGGAGAUCAAGGACUGUAGCCGCUAUAUGGCUCGGGACACUAAUUCUGGCAGCUCCUCCUCCCAGCAGAAUUAUGGGCUGCGAGCCAAGAGAAAAGUCAGGUAUAGUGAAGAUUAUCUGUAUGAUGUUGACUCACUAGAGGGUGAAAAAGUAAAUGAGAGGAAGGAAUGGCUGCCAGGUGGUUGUAAAGAGGAAGAUGAUGAUGAAUGGUGUCCCAAAAAGAGAAGAAAAGUAACUCGUAAGGAGCCCCCUGUUAUUAUCAAAUAUAUCAUCAUCAAUCGUUUUAAAGGUGAGAAGAACAUGCUGGUGAAGUUGGGUAGGGUGGAUGCCAGUGAGACAACAGUGAAUUUGAGUGAGUCGCAGCUCAACAAAUAUGCCAAGCUGGCCCCCUUGAAGGGCUUCUGGCAAAAGAAGAAAAAGCAGAGAAACAGCAAUUCAGACUCCAACAAAACACCCUUAUGCCAAAAGCAAAGCUUUGAACCAGGUAGCUUUGAGGUGUCAUUCCUGCCACCUGCUCGCAAACGAAAAUCUAAACUUGGCAACAGGCACAGGAUUCAAAGAAUCCCAUCCAUGGAAACUUCAGCAAAUGGUAAGCAGGUUUCAUUCUGCAAUGAUGAGAGGCAAGCUAGUAGUCGUAAAGAAGAUGGAGGCCUGAAAGGUACACUGAAGUCAGCACCUCUGGCUGCCCCCGGCCGUGCAAAUGGAUCACAUUUAAAUGACAUCACAGGCCCUGACUCAGUGAAAGUCAAAGCCCAAGAUGCACAAUUUAAGGGGCCAGAGAGGAAAGUGCUCAACAAAAUCAAAUUUAAAAGUGAAGCCAGGUUAAAAUCCAAGAAAAUCAAAGCUGGGCAAGAAAGCAAGCCAGUUGUUCAAAUGACCCCUCUUUUGGGAGACCAAUCUUCCAAAGCUAAUUCAAAGAAUGAAGCUAUUCCUGGGACCUCAAAUGGUUCACAUCUAUCUGAAUUUCAUGAGACAAAGGUUGCUAAGAAUUCUACUUUCCUACCAACCACCUGCUCUUCUGAAAUGCCUCUAUCAUCUGAUCCUGUUGCCAACAAUAUACCUGUUAUCCCUGGAGGGUAUUUGCAGACAUUGUUAGAUGCUUCUGACUUGUCAAAUAAUACUGGCAUUUCAUACUUCACUCAGCAUUCUCCAGAGCAAAAUGAAGUCAGCCUCACUCAAACAGAAAAAUCAUUUGUACCUCUCCAGCCUGCCCAGGACUGUGUGCUUUCCUCGCCUUCUGAGUCUGAGCUGCUUCAAUCAUCCCAAAACUUCAAAAUGGAAUCAGGCAACUAUGGAAAUGUGUGGCCCAACAAACCUACUUCUGGCUCCCAGGAAUUCAUGGCUGCAGUCUCAAGGGAGAUAGCUCCAAACCAAUCAUGUGAAUUUGGAGUCUCCCAAGUAGUUUCCAUGGAAAAUAACCUCACAGCUACAACAUACAAUCCGGUCUGCCUCAACAGUGGUGGCAGUAGUUGCAACAAGGUCCUGUAUGCCUCUGUGCAAGACACCCAGCUCUCAUCUGAUGACUCUUAUCAAUUAUGUCACUUUAAUAAUGGAGAGAUCUGCUUUCCUUUCCAGCAGGGUCCAGUGAAUAUGGAUGAUGGGCGGCUCUUUAGCUUUGAUUCCAUGGCCCCACUCUCUGUCAACUCAAGCAAUUAUUGCUCCUUAAGCUUGAAGUCUUGUGAAAAGGAUGGUGAUGAUGAUAUCACUGAUGACUUCCUGGCCCACUGCAGCCCCAAGCUGGUGAUCCAGCAGAGCAUUGAUGAAAUAGCACCACUAAAGGAGUCCACUGACCUCCUGGAUAUCUCCAACUUCACUCCUGACAAAUUCCGCCACUCUUCCCUCUCAGAGAUGUCCCCACCUGACACCCCCAGUCUUUCCCCUCAGAUUACCAGAUGUGAGAAUAUCAAGACACUAGGAACACUAAAGGGGUUCCAAGAGGGUGCCCCAGGAAUACUGGGCAAUAUGGAAAAAAUCAAAUGGGACUGCAGUACCCUUUCACGGCAGGUCCAAGUGGAUGAUGGAUUUACUUUAAAUAACCAUCAGUUUCAGUUCCAUAUGUUCAAUGAUGAGGAUUCUGUCAGCCUGCUCCAAAAAGCCCCUUGCUUAUCAGCGUUUAAUGAUCCAUCUGGUCAAAUGAGUACCGACAACAAGGUGUCAAAAUCAAGAAAGAAAAGCUCACCCAACAAGAGUGGGGCUAUGAACCAAAGCUCUUCUCAGAAAAACAACAGGAAAAAAACCCCCAAAGCCAACAACAAAGGGAUUGAAAAACCACCUGGCAAAACCUCCCGCCAGGUCCCUAAGUCAACAAAGAAAGGGAAAUUCAUGGCUGCAGUCAAUGGAGAGAAAAUGCAAAUUGGCAUCGGUCGUGGAGGAGGCCAAAUCAACAGCAUAUCCUCCACAGGGAAGACUUUGGCUGAAUGUAUCCAACAUAGUGGCCCUGUGGCCUCUAUGAAGAUGCCAAGUCAGAAGGGACUUUCUGGAGAUUGGUCUUUGGGAAAGGAGAGCAGCCCAGGCUGGAGUGACAUGAGCAUGGGCACCAACACCAACAACCUUCUGGAUGAUGAUCAACGGGAAUUUCAGGAGCCUUCUUAUAUCUUGUCCAACAUUGCCUCUGGUAUGGCAGAUGUGCAGAGAUUCAUGAUGGCCUCCAUGGAGCCCCUUUGCGAACCCAUGGAGCACCAUGGAGACCCCAAUAUAUUCUACUCCCCUGAAUCCAAUAGUCUAAAAUUAAAAACCCUCAAAAUAUUGGCUGGGACACCACAGGAAUCUAAGAAAAAGGCCAACAGUGGCUCUCCAGGAGCCACUAAGAAUCACAGGUCCAUCAAGGGUGUGAGUAAAAGCAAUGGGAAAGCAGCGAUAGGUGAUCCUGGUCGUGCAAGCAUGCCUGGUUAUAACGAGGACUCUCGCUCUGCCUUCUUUGAUAAAAAGUAUAAUAACCUGAGCACUUUAGGCAAUAAUGGACCGACACACAAAAAGUUAUAUCGCCACAAAACCAGCUCCAAGGCCCUGAGAGAUGAGAAGUGUAAGGGAAAGCGUAUGGAGCGAGAACAGGUCCACAAGGAUGAGGCUGGGACAGCUUCUUUUGAAAAACUGAGGGAUUCCGACUACAAUCUCCUAAAAGCAGAAACAGCAUUUUGGGUUUUACCUGUGUUUGAAGAAGAGACUCCCAUUUUCCAGAAAGACAUUUGA